Messenger RNA from Durio zibethinus, 702 nucleotides. RefSeq lists its product as uncharacterized. The record is from RefSeq and is a predicted model, not a curated record. Lineage: Eukaryota; Viridiplantae; Streptophyta; Magnoliopsida; Malvales; Malvaceae.
CCGCACUCCGUUUAAACCCCAAGACUGAAAAAAAUUUAUCCAAUAAAAUUUCUAGGGCUAGAAUUUGCUCUAUCUUCCGUCAAUUCCCAAACAAAGAAGCAAAAACAAAGCAAAGCGAUGGCGCCGCCUCCUGGACCUUACUCCGGCACCAGCACUCUCGCUCUCGUGGCUCGUGCAUCCGCUUUCUCUUUUGGACUCGUUUAUGGGAGCGUUAAGCUCAAGUACCUUAAGGCAACGGCAAAGUCUCAAAAGAAAGCUGAAGCAAAGUCUCACCACUGAAGCAGAGGCGUUUUGUUCAUAGUCGGUUGCACGUGUGUGUAAGUUUGGUGUAGGAAUAAUGCAUAUCACUGGGAAGGUACCAGUUUUUGACUUUGGCCUGCAGCUUUUGUGGACCACGACGAACCAUCUUUAAAAAAUUUUUGAGAGUUAUCAACUCGGCCCUUCAAGCAUUAUUUAUUUUUUCAGUUGGCAAUGGCACCAUGGAUGUUUAGUUUCUUUUCUGGAGUUAACAUGCAAGCUGCUGGAUUUGAUUGCAUUCUCCCCAUUCAAAGUAAUAAUUCAGUCACUUUUUGGCGCCAAAAAUUUGGUGCAUCUUUUAGAAUUUGUGCUAUAAAUCUUAACAUAGUCUUCAUCCUGCAUUAGUUCCUACUUGAAUCAUGCUAUUAAGUACUAACACCUACAAAAUGGACUUAUGCCAUUUGG